Molecule: messenger RNA, 1856 nt
Organism: Syngnathoides biaculeatus (alligator pipefish)
Lineage: Eukaryota; Metazoa; Chordata; Actinopteri; Syngnathiformes; Syngnathidae
Gene: dhrs12
Product: dehydrogenase/reductase (SDR family) member 12
Exons: 10
Coding region: 337-1293 (318 amino acids)
Source: RefSeq, a predicted model, not a curated record
GAUGGAGGCUGGUGUACCACGCCUAGGCUCCUUUGAUAAAAUUCCGAGCCUCCUCAUUCGUAAGAAAAAAACACAAAGAGGAAAAACAAUUUUGAUGUUGAAAAUAACAUUAUUAUAGAAGCCAAGUACAUUGUUUACGAGCGAAAGGCAUUUGGAGGCCAACAGUGACUCUGCUGUCCACGGAGGGGCGCUCUGAACGGUUGUUGCUGUAAAGAAUACUUCCGGUUUCUGCCCACUACUACAUAACCUGACAGGCGUGAAAUCUUACGAACUGCACACGACCGUGUUGGUUCUUUGGCUAAACAGAGAUAAAGGUCGACAUUUUGUGAAAGAAACAUGUCCAUGUACAGGAACGCCGUGUGGUUUAUGAAAGGACUGCAAGAAUACACCAAGAGCGGCUAUGAGGCUGCUGCCAAGACUUUUGUGGCAUCCGACCUGGACGUGAACCUGACUGGCCGCUCCUUCUUGAUCACCGGCGCCAACAGCGGCCUGGGCAAAGCCACUGCACAGGAAAUCGCCAGCAGAGGGGGAACAGUACACAUGGUGUGUCGUAACAAAGGGCGAGCAGAAGCUGCCAAGCAGGAAAUCAUGGAGUUGAGUAAGAACCAGAAUGUUUACAUUCACAUCGUAGACAUGUCCAGUGCCAAACAAGUGUGGGAAUUUGGACAGAAUUUCUCUCAGAGUAAUGACCUACACGUGUUGAUCAAUAACGCAGGCUGUAUGGUCAACCAGCGCGAGCUGACCGAGGAAGGUCUAGAGAAGAACUUUGCUACAAAUACGCUUGGUACGUACAUCCUCACCACUUCACUUAUCCCUGCUCUGAAGAAGAGUAAGGAUCCCAGGGUGGUGACUGUGUCAUCAGGCGGCAUGCUGACUCAGAAGCUGAACGUGGAUGACCUGCAAUUUGAGAAGGGAGCUUUUGAAGGCACCAUGGCCUACGCUCAGAACAAAAGGCAACAGGUAAUACUGACCGAGAGAUGGGCCACGCAGCACAAAGACAUCCACUUUUCCUCCAUGCACCCGGGAUGGGCCGACACGCCGGCUGUGAAGUUGUCAAUGCCAUCCUUCCACGCCAAGAUGGAGAACAAACUCCGCACGGAGGCCAUGGGUGCUGACACAGUAGUAUGGCUGGCUGUCUCCGAGGCCGCCGCAAAGCAGCCCAGCGGACUCUUCUUUCAAGAUCGGCGACCGGUGGCCACACACUUGCCGCUGGCCUGGUCCAAGUCCACCACACAGGACCAAGACAAGCUGCUGGAGGCACUCCACGAGUUGGCACUAAAGUUCAAACCUUGAUGGGCUUAAAAAAAUAUUUUUAAACACUCCUCAAUUCAUGUUUACAUUCUCUUGUGCUAACUGCCUUGAAUCUGAUAUGAGAUCAUAUAUUUUAUCUAUCUGCUGCACUCAACGGCAGACGAGUGUCUGACAGUUCUGAGGACCGGGGUUCAAAUCCUGGCCCCAUCUAUGUGGAGUUUGCUUUUUCUUUCAGUGGUUACAUGGGUUUUCUCCAGAUACUGCCGUUUCCUCUCACAUCCCAAAAACAUUAAUUGAUUGAAGAUUCUAAAUUGCGCCGAGGUGUGAUUGUGAGUGCGAUUUUUGUCUGUUUCCAUGUGUCCUAUGAUUGGCUGGCAACCAUUUCAGGGUUUACUCUGCCUCCUGCCCUUUGACAGCCGGGAUAGGCUCCACCACUCCUCCAAGCCUUAUGAGGAUAAGCAGCUAAGAUAAUGGAUGGAUUUAGGACUCAAUGUUAUCGGCAGAUCUUAGAGCUUUAGUUCUUAAUUUAAUGUCAAUGGAACUGAAUGCACUUUUUUAACAUGAAUGUUGACCAACGUAUAAUAAAACCACUCAUGUACAUAAGA